Drosophila navojoa is the source of this 911-nucleotide messenger RNA. Its product is annotated as putative alpha-aspartyl dipeptidase. Gene Ontology annotation, biological process: proteolysis. The record is from RefSeq and is a predicted model, not a curated record. Gene Ontology annotation, molecular function: serine-type peptidase activity. NCBI's taxonomy places the organism in Eukaryota, Metazoa, Arthropoda, Insecta, Diptera, Drosophilidae.
GUGGCCUUGACAUAUCGCUGCAUGUUCUGUGCACUCAACUGUUGACUUUUUGCUGAGUAUGAAAUAUCUGAAUGUUCAUUUGUAUUGUUUUCACUUAUCGCCUACCCCAAGUACCACCAUAAAGCAAAGAUAAUCCGAAGUACUGAUUAAAUGCUAUUCUACGUGAAAGAGACGUUCGAAAAUGAAUAACGGUGCGCGGAACUUGUUGCUGCUCUCGUCGUCCCGAUUGCAUGGCUACGGCUACUUGGAGCAUGCGCGCGCCCAAUUGGAGGAUCUGUUCAAGGCCAAAAAUGUGAAGACUGUGCUCUUCGUGCCAUACGCCCUGCGGGAUCACGACAAAUAUACGGCAACCGUCAGAGCUGCUUUGCAGCCGUGGGGCUAUGCAGUGGAGGGGCUGCACACAAAGCCCGAUCCGGGGCGGGCGCUCCGCGAGGCGCAGGCCAUUUUCGUGGGCGGCGGCAAUACGUUUGUGCUGCUGAAGCAGCUGUACGAACUGCAACUGGUCGAACUGAUCCGCCAGCUGGUGCUGGAGGAGGGCCUCACCUACGUGGGCAGCAGUGCCGGCACCAAUGUGGCCACGCGCUCCAUACACACCACCAACGACAUGCCCGUCGUGCAGCCGCCCACAUUCGAGGCCUUGGGUCUGGUGCCCUUCAACAUCAAUCCACACUACCUAGACGCGGACCUCAGUAGCCAGCACAAGGGCGAGACGCGAGACGAGAGAAUCGAGGAGUUUGUCAGCUAUCAUGCACGUCCCGUGCUCGGGCUACGCGAGGGCACCAGCCUGCGCGUCCAGGGCGAUCAGGCGACGCUGCUGGGCGAGCGCAACGCCAAGCUCUUCAAACCCGAUGGCAGCACCGUGGAAUAUGAGCCACAGUCGGAUCUCAGCUUCCUGCUGAAGGAAUGACAUG